AUGCCCACCUUAAGAACGUCGGCCUUGGCGCUAGUUUGCUCUGCUGCAGAAUAUGCCUCCCCAGUAUGGUUAAAUAGUUCGCACUGUAGGAAGAUCGAUGUUCAACUUAAUCAUUCUAUGCGUAUUAUCUCUGGUACUGUCAAAUCGACUCCGACAGAAUGGCUCCCAGUCCUCUGCAAUAUUCUACCGCCACACAUCCGGCGUAAAAAGGCUGCAUGCAGAGAAUGGUCAAAAUAUUUAUCAAAUACAUCCCUUCCAUUACAUCAAGACACGUUAAACCAGAAUCUUAGGCUAAAAUAUAAAAAACCUACUUAUCUAACUUAA
Molecule: messenger RNA, 324 nt
Organism: Macrosiphum euphorbiae (potato aphid)
Lineage: Eukaryota; Metazoa; Arthropoda; Insecta; Hemiptera; Aphididae
Source: the annotation of a GenBank genome assembly